Molecule: messenger RNA, 1676 nt
Organism: Cutaneotrichosporon oleaginosum
Lineage: Eukaryota; Fungi; Basidiomycota; Tremellomycetes; Trichosporonales; Trichosporonaceae
Source: RefSeq, a predicted model, not a curated record
GCUCACCCGCCCGCGCUCGCACAUCUCCGCGUCAAGGUGGAGGGUUGCAAGAGCGUAACACUCUCCGCUCCACUGGCCAAGUCUCACUAUUGCGACGCUCAGGAUUGGCCAUCGAUAUCAACCGGCGUGUUGAGCGACGGACAAGGCCGUGUUCCGCAUCUGCACACGCUAUCCACUCCAUGUCCCAGCACUACACGAGGGGCCACAUGGGACUAGAGCGCGCUCAGCUAUAAUAGCCCACGCCGGCCAAUCGGGCCAUGUCUAUUUCCCAUCGCGACGUGAACGAGAUGACCACCGACACUCCCCAGCCUGUCUCGCUCAUCGUCCUCGGCGGCGGGCAGCGCGGCGUCAUCUACGCACAUUACUGCACGCAGAACGGGGCGAGAAUCGCCGCCGUCGCUGACCCGCGCGAAGGCCGCCGCAAGCUAUUCGCGCGCCGAUAUCACGUGCCGCAGGACAAGCUGUUCGCCGACUGGCGCGAGGUAGCCGAGCGCCCCAAGUUUGCCGAUGCGGUCGUUGUCGCGGUGCUGGACCAGCUGCAUGCUGAGGUUGUGCAUGUCUUUGCGGCGCUGGGCUACCACAUCCUCGUGGAGAAGCCGAUGGCCACCGCGAUUGCCGAUUGCGUCUCGAUGGUCCGCGAUAUCACCCCCACCACGAUCUUUGGCGUUGGGCAUGUGUUGCGCUACUCGCCGUACAAUGUGGCCGUCAAGAAGGUCAUUGAUUCAGGCAUUCUGGGCGAAAUUGUAAACAUCCAGCACCAAGAGCCUGUGGGCAACGUGCACUUUUCGCACUCAUUCGUCCGUGGUAACUGGAGAAACGAAGACACGACCACUUUUGCGCUUAUGGCCAAGUGCUGUCAUGACCUUGACAUCCUGAGCUUUUACCUUUCGGGUGCCAAGCCUGUGCGUGUCUCCUCUUUUGGCAGCCUCUUCAACUUCAAGCCGUCCAAGAAGCCUAGGGAGGCAGGGGAUGCGACCCGCUGCCUCGAGUGCCCCGCAGAGCCUGAGUGCGUGUGGAGCGCAAAGCGGAUCUAUGUCGACGCCCUCGAGAAGGGGGAAAGGGCGUGGGCGGACGUCUUUGUGGACGAAGUGACGCCCGAGAAUGUGAUGGCGGCGCUCAAGGACGGGCCGUAUGGGCAGUGCGUCUUUGAGGCGGGCAACGACGUGGUCGACCACCAAGUCGUCAACAUCGAAUACGAAGGAGGCGUGACGGCCAACAUUCAAGGCACAUUGGGCGAGCUCGUGGGCAACAUGCGCUCGUUUACAGUGUACGACUUCCGGACGCGCCAGCGGACAACCCAUACGCCCGAGGAGACGGACGAGGGCGGGCACGGCGGCGGCGACGCUGGUCUCUCCAAGGCUUUCGUGGAUGCUGUCGUGCAGCGCAAGCAGGAAUGCUUGGGAAUCACCCCCGACGACGUACUCAACUCGCAUCUCAUCGUCUUCGCGGCUGAGAAGGCGCGGCACACAAACACAGUCGUCGAUUUCGACACGUUCAAGGCCCAGGCGCUAGAGGGCACCGCGACGUACAAGUAGUUUUGACUUGGAUGACGAGGAAAUGUACAGCAGUCCAUGAAUCUGCCACAUGCGCGGCGACAGCGCUCAAGGCAUGUCUCGAGCGGAUCUUGGCUUGAAUUGGAAUGUUCGGUGCCACGGGGUCGAGGUGGGGGACGCCAG